CGAAGACAUUAAAGUGAUACCAAAACUACUACAUCCCAUUCUCCUCCAAAAGCAAGUUCUAAUUUUUUUUCCUGGUAAGUAUGCUUUGCUUCAAUUUUCAGUGUUCUCUUCCUUUUUAGUUCUUCAGCUUCAUCGUUUUUUUAUUUGAAUAAUACUGUUGCAUUUAUUCUGGAUGCCUCUUUUCCCAUCUGGGUUCAUCGUAUUUUACUACUUGUGUAGCUUUCUUGGUAUGGAUUUUUUUUUUUUUUUUAUAAGAAAGAACAGUGUGGAAAUGGGCUUUUUGUGUUUUGUUUAUCUAGAUUUUAGCUGCCCCGCAUUGGUCUGAACUCUGUUGUGUGUUGGUAGCUCUGACUAUAUAAUUUCUUUUCUUUUUCCUUGUUUGUCCACUUUUUUCCUUGUUUCUUAUUCUCCCUUAUUGUUCUUGUUGUUUAAUUUGAAUAAUUGAGUCUAUCCUAAUAUCAUCAAUGAUAAUGAGUUUGGAGUUGUUGCUUAGGGAGCUGAUGCUUUCUUGGUUUGUUUGGAACAAGAGAUGUCUGAAAAACAAAUAUUUCGUCCCUCUUUCUGUGUCUUUACUAUCUAGUUUUCCUAAUUCUCUUCCUCAGGCUUUUAUACUGCUUGGAUUCAAGUUUUCCAAUAGCUAGAAAUUCUUUUGCUUAAGUUGAUGGAAUUAGUUAAUCCCAUGAAAUCCCCUGAUCCUUUUCUUUUUUUCUUCAGAAUUCUCUUGACUAGAAUGUUGAUGUUGUUGGAUAUUGGUUCAUUUAUUUGAUUUUCCUCCGAAUACAUUGCUUUUCAAAUGUAAGAAAGGUACAUUAGUAAGGGGAAAAAACAAAAAACUCUUAGGGUCAAUUAUCUGUAGACAUGAAUCCUGGUUCGUGGAAGUACUUAUCUUUUAACAGCAGUCUGGAUGCUGGAGAAUUAAUUGUAAUGUGAUUUCCAACUUAAUUCUAAGGAAAGAUGGCUUUGGUGUUCUACUAGGUACUGUGUCCUAUUGAUACAAACAAAUCCAUUCUAAAGCUUUAGAGAGGGAUCUUCAUUUGAUACGCUAAAUAUGGAAGGAUAAUACCUUGUCAAUUGAUGUUGAUGUCAUAUAUUAAGCAAUGAUGAUGGUUCAAGAUGCUCUUUUUUGUUUCAGGGUCUUUCACAUAAGCUACAUUGUCGAUUCUGAUAUCACAUUUAUAGCCAUGAUUAAUUGUGGAACGAGCAUAUGCCUUGUUCUCUAAAUGUGGGUUUGGAAAGUGUAAUCACCUCCAAUCAAAGUGUCUCAAGUAAGAUGAAUACCCGUCUUUCUAGUGUCAUCUUGCUAGCACCAUCCACAUUGUGCUUUCUACAGACCUCUACCAAGCAUCCAGAAGUAAAAUGGGCUAUCAUGCCUUCAUCGAAGACAAGAUCCUCUUCAUCUUCUGUUGCCUUUCAUGCAUUACAAGGGAGCUGUUUCCUGGCCAGUGUCUCCAAGAAAUUCAACAAAUUUCAAUCAUUGACAAUUACAAGUAUGCGUAACAAAUCUUCCAGGAGGACAUGCUUUGAUAUUUCACUAGGUUCAGGAAGGUUGAAUUACAAUUUCAGAGCUCCAAGGCAAACUAUAAUCAGAUGGUCACAACACUUAGCAUCUGGGGGUUUGUUUGUUGGACUGGUUUGUAAUUCAAGUUCUGAACCAGUUCAAGCAGACGCACCUGAGUCUAAGCAGGUAGAUGAUGGUAAUAUAUCUGAGGUCUCAUAUUCUCAUGGGAAGAAAGUCUGCACUGACUAUUCUGUAACUCGCAUUCCUGGAGAUGGUAGGUGUUUGUUUCGUUCUGUAGCCCAUGGAGCUUGUUUACGAGCUGGAAAACCUGCUCCAGAUGAGAAACUUCAGAGGGAACUGGCAGAUGAUUUACGAGCUAAAGUAGUCGACGAGCUUGUCAGGAGACGUGAAGAGACAGAAUGGUUUAUCGAAGGUGAUUUUGAAAUAUAUGUCUCAAAAAUGAAGAAACCUCACGUGUGGGGUGGUGAACCUGAAAUAUUGAUGGCUUGUCAUGUUUUGCAGAUGCCAAUUACUGUAUACAUGCACAACCAAGAUUCUGGUGGUUUGAUAUCCAUUGCUGAGUAUGGACAAGAAUAUGGCAAGGAUAAUCCUAUCAAUGUCCUGUAUCACGGGUAUGGUCAUUAUGAGGCUUUGCAGAUUCCUGGAAAGGCGGGUCGAAGAUCAAGAAUGUAA
Oldenlandia corymbosa var. corymbosa is the source of this 2191-nucleotide messenger RNA. The record is from the annotation of a GenBank genome assembly. Lineage: Eukaryota; Viridiplantae; Streptophyta; Magnoliopsida; Gentianales; Rubiaceae.